UCCGCGGGGAGGGGGCUGGCGGCGGGCGCCGUCUCCGUGGCCAGGCCGCGGGGGCGCCGGGCAGACAUGGUCGGUUACGACCCCGAGGCCAAGUGCGUGUCCACGCUGGAAGCAGCCGCUGCGGGAUCAGCGGCCGGGCUGGUCAGCCGCGUCCUCGUCUGCCCCUUGGAUGUCAUCAAGAUCCGCUUUCAGCUUCAGAUUGAGCAGCUCUCCGCCAGCAACCCGCUGGCGAAGUAUCAUGGCAUCCUGCAAGCUGCACAGCGCAUCUUCCGGGAGGAAGGGCUGGUAGCCUUCUGGAAGGGCCACGUCCCUGCUCAGUUGCUCUCGGUUGGCUACGGAGCUGUCCAGUUCAUGGUGUUUGAGAGCUUGACAAAAUUGGUGCACAACACCACAUCAUACAAUGCCCGUGAUUACUUCGUGCACUUUGUCUGCGGUGGACUAGCUGCUUGCACAGCCACUGUUGCAGUUCAGCCCGUUGACACGCUACGCACCCGAUUUGCUGCUCAGGGUGAGCCAAAGAUCUACCACAGCCUUCGCCACGCGGUUGUGACCAUGUAUCAGACAGAAGGGCCUUGGACUUUCUACAGAGGUUUGACCCCGACAAUCAUCGCUGUCUUCCCAUAUGCUGGCCUCCAGUUCUCCUUCUACAACGUGUUGCAGCGGUUUUCUGAAUGGGUGAUUCCAGCUGAAGGAAAGAAGGGAGGCAAUGUUAAAAACCUUGUUUGUGGCAGCUGUGCUGGAAUCUUCAGCAAAACCCUCACUUAUCCUUUUGACCUGUUCAAAAAACGACUGCAAGUGGGUGGCUUUGAGCAUGCCCGGGCAGCCUUUGGGCAGGUGCGGAUAUAUAGGGGUGUCCUGGACUGCAUAAGGCAGAUCAUGCGAGAGGAGGGACCAGGUGGAUUCUUUAAGGGCCUUUCCCCCAGCUUGCUCAAGGCUGCUGUCUCCACUGGCCUUGUCUUCUUCUGGUAUCCUCCUGGAGGAGGGAAACUGAUGGCUUUGCUCUGUCAUGAGCGUUCUGGAAAUGCCAGAGCUCUGAAUGUAAGAAGCGGCCUGCUGGGACCAUACAGGAGCAGGUGACUGCGAGUUCUGCUGAAGUCACUGAGCUGCUUUGUAGGAAACGUAUACAGAGCACUUUUUUGUUCUGUCUCCUCUAAUAUGAGCAGAUAUUUAGUAAGGGAAAAAAAAAAAAGCAUUAAACUACCUAGCAGAGACUCUACUCUGAAAAGGUGCCUGACAAAGUGGGGGAAUUCCUCCACUUGCCCUGGAUCACAGAGAUGGAUGCUGGCUUAGCUUGUGCUGUUUAACCAAUGUCACUUCUUGUCACUGCAUCUGCACAGCUUUAUUUCCCUGCUUAUGGCCUGCCAUUUGCAGCAUAUUCUUAUCUCUGUGUUGCACAGGUAGCUCUGUACCAGUGCUGUUUUGAAGUCAGUUAAACCCUAAACUGUGCAUGGAUCCUUGGUUUUCCUUUUUUUUGCUGCCAGCUGCUUCUCUUGAUCACCACUUACUAGCUCCACAUCCUCAGCCGCCUUAAACACAGUAUCUUCUGCUGAUUCAUGCUGACCCAAACUUGCUCUUCCUGGAACUCUGGUGAGCUUGACUGGGUCUUAAAAGUGCCCAUCUCUCCUCUUCUGUGUCUUGCUGUGCAUCACUUAAGGUUUUGCAUUGCCUCAGUCUUUUUUUACAAGUAAGCCUGCACAGUGAGAACUCUGCUCUGAGGGGGAUUCAACGCACAAGCCCAAUUCCUGUUGUGGGGUUCUUUGCUUCCCUGCUGCUGUGCAGUGAGUAAACAGAUGCUGUAUAUAAUCUUAGACUCAGUAUUUAAUCUACAUUAAAACAAUGAAAGAAAGUCCUGUGGAAACUAGUAAACAUACUCUUUUAUUUCUUAAACUACCACCUUUGAAUGUUUUAGCCAAUAUUUCUGAAGUGGCCUCAACAUUUCUGAAUGUCUGUUCUAGUGCAGUGCUAACAAAUAAAAAUGUUUUGACAAGAUCAGCCAAAGUGAGAAGGCUAACCAGGUAAAAUUGGAGUUGGUUGACAUAGCAUGGUGUUUAAGCAGAAAAGGAUGAUUGAAUGGAAAAGUGGGGUUUUUUUUUGAAGUUUCAAAGGUUUUACAAAUGAUGAAUUAAAAAAAAAUGAUUUACGUAAGAAGAAAAAAGAGGAAAAAGUCUUUGUUCCUCCUCUUUUAUUCUCUGUUAUUUCAAGCUGAGCAGGGUGUGGCUGGGUCAGUGUGAAGGCAGGCUUCCAAGGAAAAGCCACUGCCAUGCAAAAGCGUGUUAGUCCUCUGGUGAAUGGUGGAAAGGGAAAAGCACUGCAGUUAUUUAGAGGAUGGUUUGAUGUCCUUGUCAUGAUUCAAAGGUUUUUGUGUCUCCUCUGCGAUGCUCAGGGUGUUAAUCCCAAAUGGUCUGGCCAAAUUCCAGUGUGACCAAUUCCAUUCUGUUGACACAACUUCUCCUGGAGAUUUUGAUUGCAUAUCAGUGUUACUCGCUUAUCCUGGACUAUUAGGAGAGGCUGUUUUUAAAGAGCAGCUGUUUCACUGCUGGGUGAAAUACCCAGUGAGAUGCCUUGCUAGCUUGGGACAAAUGACUUUGUGUCUGCUGCGACUGCAGAUCUUUGAGUGGAAAAUGACUGAGUUUUGCUGCAGGUGGCUUUGGCGGCUACAAUAAAACUAGAUUCACUGAGUAGUGUCAGUGUCAGAUAUGAGACAUAUAUGAGCCUCUAAGAGGGAGCGUUAGCUGCAUGCACUGAAAAAAACCCAGCAGUUUUGCUUAAAGGAAAAUAUGCAAAGGAUGUUGAAUAAGGCGUCUCAAAGCGCCUCAAUCCCAUUGGCAUUUUCCUAAGUUAUUUAGGCUCUUUUGAAAUCUUAAAAUAUUCUUAAUAAUGUUUUGCCUUUGUUUAGCACUGUUCAUCCAUUGUUCUAGGAAGACAUCAUCAGCCUGUAAUGACUUGGAAGACCUCAUAACCACUAAUUCACUUAGCUUCAUGACAUCCUUCUGAGGCAGCAAAAUGCCUCAUUUCAAAGCAGGCACAAACAGGUUGGGAUUGUGACUGUCCUGACUAGCGGUAGAGAGGAAUGCUGUCAUGGUUAGCAGGGACAGUACUGACCGCAGCAGAAAUUUUUUCCAUGCUGACCUGGACUUCCAUAUGCCUAUAGGAAAUCUGGACCCAUCCAUCCUGUCUAAACAUUACAAGACUCUUGUUUUCCAUUUUAUGUCAAAGAGCUGCUGUUAAACUGCACACAAUAGAAGGAAAUUGGUUAGGAACUAAGUGGUGGGAAUCUCAGCCUCUGAGAUGAACGGUGAUUUUCUUUGGUUCUCAUGGGGGCAGAGAAUUGAACAGAAAACUGUGUGCUCUGCUAGGGUGAUGUUCCUUGAAUGUGCUCUGGAGCUUGAGACGAUACAGGCUACCUGCUGUGUGCAACUCGAGUGCUCCGCAGAGGGGGCAGCAAUGGCGAGUACAGAACAGAUCCUCCUGUUCCAGAUCUCUGGAGAGGGGGGAAGCAGUUCUCUGUUCUGUCUUACAAGAGCUAACCCGUAACAAAUAGCAAAGUUGGAGUUUAAGCUCCGUGGCAGUCAGUGAGCUGCUUGUGCUGGUGUGGCUGAGGCUCUGGAGGAGAUGUCCCAUGGUCAGAGAGCCUUGGCACGCCGCCGGGUUGUAUAUAUAUCCCUCUGGGCUGUUAAUCAGGAAUGUUACAGGUCCAUUAAGGCAGCUGGUCAUGCCUGAGUGAAGGAGAAAGAAGCAACCUCAGAUACAGAAUAUUGAAAGUUACGUCUGACAGUCGUUUCAUUGCUCGCCCUUGGUCAGCAGCACGUGUCCCUGCGAGAUCUCCGAUGUGCGCUUGGCUAACUGGGAGCCGCUGUAGUCAGGGAGAUGACUGAAGCGGGAAUGUUGUUCAGGAAUGAGACUUGUUCAAUGCAGAAAACUAGCAGGGUAGGCCUUACUUCUGAUGAUGCUCUGGCAAAACCCACUUGUACCAUCUGAAGCUCGAUUUCCUGGAAUUAGAGGAGCAGGAGGUGUGAGAGAGCUGUAGUCACCUUGUUCCUCCAUGCAUGGAAACAGGUCUGCUCUUAGAAACUGGCCACACCGGUUCAGUCCAGGUUCACGUGACUCAAGGCAGCAGGUGACUCGCCGGGAGCCUGCGCCACAGUUUGCUUCUUGGGGAUGGCUGCGAUUUCACUCCGGGAUAAUCCUGUUGGGGGGAUUUGUGUCGCCCGGAAUUCACCUCUCAAGCUGCUUAGCGGUUGCGUUUGUUUUCUUCUAGUGCCUUUUACCACCAGCCUGUCCGAAAGCGCUUCGGCAGACGAAGCGUUUGGUGCCCGUCGCGCAGUGGUUGCUGCGGGUUGCACCGCAGCUUCCAGCCAGCCUCGGACGGGAGCGGUCACGUGCAAACUCGGUACCGAGUGCACAGGUUCCUGUAGCCCUGACCGACUCCCUGGAGUCCUGCAGCAGGAAUAUUGCUUGGGAUGCUUGUCCAUGGCAGUGCAGCAUGAUUUUGAAAAAGAAAUGAGUGUUCUAGGGUUGGUUGCGGGGUGGACUGUUUUCCUCUUGCGGUGCAGAACUGUAAUUCCUUGCAGCGUUCCUCUCUGUUGCCUGGGUGGAGCUUUUGCAGCUGCUGAAAGCAUCAGAUCGCAAUGCGUGACAUGUGCCUACAUUAAAAAAAUGGAAUAUUAAAUAUUUAGUUAUGCUUU
Rhea pennata is the source of this 4685-nucleotide messenger RNA. RefSeq names its product solute carrier family 25 member 19 (gene SLC25A19). Gene Ontology annotation, biological process: thiamine pyrophosphate transmembrane transport. Bases 67 to 1077 code for a protein of 336 amino acids. Lineage: Eukaryota; Metazoa; Chordata; Aves; Rheiformes; Rheidae. Gene Ontology annotation, molecular function: thiamine transmembrane transporter activity. The record is from RefSeq and is a predicted model, not a curated record. The transcript is spliced from 7 exons. Gene Ontology annotation, cellular component: mitochondrial inner membrane.